ACAACGCUCUCAAGUACGUUCCUUAAAUCUAGUUUACAGGCAAAACCCUUGCCAGUCUUAAUGUGUAAGAGAGUGGCUGAAAUGAAAUACUAUGAAGACUACAAGAUAUACCGCACCCCAUAGGCUCUGUACUUCAGGUUGCUCUGGACAAAGCCAGAGACUGGGAAAACUAGGCACAAGUCAAGGUUUUUGGAAUUGUAUUUAUGUGUGAAAUUAGAGUUUGCGUCAACAGACUACUUUGGAUGCUAGUCAACAUGCUGUAAACCCGAUGCUGCAAUAAAAUGACAUCUGUCAGUGGUUUCUUGGCUCGUCAAAACCAAAGUUACAUUGAAAACAAACCAUCGAAGAGGUCAUUGUUUUCUCCUUCGUAGUUUCCCGCCGAAAGAGAGUUUGAAAGAUUUCCUAAAUCUAAACUUUGGCUGAUCGUUCGGUUAGUGUGUCUCAAGGGACUAACUCCCGGCUGUGUGUUGUCUUCUGUACCUUCAAUGACGGAUGCAUGGUCACUUUUUAUUUCCUUGACUGAGCUGAGCGUGCACCGUAGACGUGUGUUUAAAUUGAACUGAGCAGUUAAGCAAGUUCAGCAAAGAAUUGCAUUUUACCAUAUGAUCAGGUUUUGCAUGUAAACAUAGGGUGACUUUCAAGAAUUACCAAAGGACACUGAGUCUAAGAACUAUCCUCCUUUUCUCGAUUGGGAGACCCCCUUAUUGAUUGGUUGACCAAUCUCGUAGCUAGCGCGGAAUGUGGUUUCGAUGUUAUCAGGAAGACGGGAUGUGGUGUCAUAUCUGUCUCUCAUGAAAUGAUGCCAGUACGUUAUGGAUUCCGUGUAACUCAUCUGGUGAUACACAGAACAAUAAACCUAUUGAUCGUUCAGACGGGGAGGACAUAUCUCAUAAAGCUCUGGUGAAGCAAGUGAUGCAAGAUAAAGACAACUACGAAGAGAGAAUCUAAUGUAAUUUGUUUACAUAUAAACUGAACCAAAGAAGAGACGCAAUGGACUUAACGUACAUUUUCAACGUAUUCAUGUGCAUCAUUUACGCAGCAUCAUUUCGGGUUACGGCGGACUCAAGUGAAGACGAUAGCUGCGAGGACUCCAACUCAUCAGAUUAUGAAACGUUUUGUGAACGGUACCUUGUGUUGGCAAGAUGUCGGAACAACUUUGGGCCAGUGUGCGGGUCGAACGGUAUCACAUACAGGAGCGAGUACCAACUAGCCAUAUCGGCCUGCUCACACCGCAGAGAUAAUCCAAGCAUUCAGGUCACAAGAAGAGGGUCAUGCAGACGAAUCCCCAGACCUCCAGUUGUGCCAGUCCGACCUCCACCACCUGCUCGUGACCCCUGUGCCUUCCGAUGCCUGAGCGGACAGCCGUUCGUCUGUGGCAGCGACGGUGUGGUCUACGAAUCCCGUUGUCAUCUAAGGAGAGUUAACUGCUACCGCAACAUGGGCAUCACAGUCCGGAAUGAAGGAUUCUGUGUGAGCGAGUCAAGUCCUACAACGCCAGCACCAGCGAUAAAAGUUACCACUCCUGUUGCGACGACAUCUCAAGCAACAACACCUGUUAUUGUCACUGUUAGAACAACCCAGCUACCUGUUGUUACCACAGAGUUAACAACGCCCGCUAUUACGAGAAGAACGCCGAGAGAUUUUGGUGGAAAUAACACACCACAACCUGGUCGCGGUGACACGCCCUGCAAUGACAACUGCCCAGCUGGUCCCGCUGACGGAUCCGCCACCGUAUGUGGUUCGAAUGGCGAGACAUACGAAACAGAGUGCCUUCUCCUAGUUAAACAGUGCCAAGAGGACAGGAAUCUGGUUGUGUCAUCCCGUGGACCGUGUCCGCUGUCCCAAAGCCAAAGGCAGUGUCCUCCUACCAGUAUCUGUCCGAGGGAAUACCUUCCUAUCUGCGGUACAGGGAACAUCACCUACCCGUCGCUGUGCCAUUUCCAGAUAGCCGCCUGUAAGGCAAAGGAUGAUACAAGAAAGGUCCUUCUUGCUGGAGAAUGCCCACUAAAUUCGCUAAGCUCUUGCCCGACCUGUCCGCCUGAGAUAAACGAGGUAUGCGGGACAGAUAACAUGACUUACACCAGUGAAUGUGUACUCAGUGAAAUCUCCUGCCGUUACAACCUGCCUGAUCUGAUGGUGGCGCAUCUUGGGCAGUGCCUCAAUCAAGAAUGUCCCGAUACAUGCGUUAAUGUUAUGGAUCCCGUGUGUGCAAACAAUGGCAAGACAUAUUCCUCGCUGUGCGCCCUCUCAGUUGAAACUUGCAAAGACAAGGAAUCUCCCAUUACUGUGGCUUACAGAGGCAGAUGUUCAGGAGAUUUCUGUGAUGUCGUAUGCCCGGACAUCUAUGAGCCGCUGUGUGACAACAAAGGUACGACAUAUCAGAAUGCCUGUCAGCUAUGGAUCGCCAUUUGUAGAGAUCCCGGACUCACCAAGAAACUGGAUCAAGAAGGAUGCAAUCUCGCUAUACCGUAAACAACGGAGAGAAAAAUUAGAAAAAUAUACAUUCGUCAACUUAAAAAGUAGAUUGUAGUUCUUUCUGUGUGAUCAUUGAGCUCUUGUGCAACAAUCAGAAAGCCUGCUACUAAAUGCUAAUCUCUAAAUGUGCAGGAGUUGGAAUCCACUUACUUUAGGAGUCACACUAUCGAUCAUCUUGAUUGGAGUCGAAAUCUACGCUAUAAAGAUAGAAAUCCACUCUCUCUUUGUUUAUAACUACUACUUUGGAAUGCAUUAUUCAGCUGUAUUGCUGAAAUUAAAUAGAUUGAACUCUAAUACAGAUCGAUCCCUAUUACGGCUCUUAGAAGAAUGGAAUUUUACUCCCCUGCAUGAAGAGAGCAGAAUAGCUCCGAUUAACGUCAUCACAUCAAAGUGAAAAUCAACCGAUGUGUUUAUUGAUUAUUGUGAUUUCUGAAACUGAUGCUGUUUUAUACGAGGACGUGUCCGAAAGCAUUAUUGGACAAUGUACCCUAGAGUUUUUUUUAUGUUUUUUAAAAAGCAGUUGGCGGUUGUGGUUUGUUUGUUUCAGACCAUCAUAAUGUAAAGGGUACACUGCCAAAAAUGAUGUAAUUUAAACCCAUCAGCCUACUAUUCUAUCUUUUGGAGGGGGUGCAUCAACUGUAAAUACUUUUGUAUCUAUGGUAGUUCGAUUUUUCAUAUUGAAAUUAUGGAAGUCGUUCUUCCUAUUUUAUUUUUGCUCUUGAAAAUGUGUUUCUUAAAGCAUUACUUGUAUAACUUCGUUAUAUAACUUCGUUAUUAGAAAACGGAAAGAUAUUUACCUUGUUUGAUACGAAUGAUCAAGUUGACAUUUUUACUUUAUUUUGGAAACCGAUUAAACUAGUUGAAAUAUAUUUCGUAUAGGCAAUGACAUAAAUAGUACUAACAAAUUCGAGAUUUGACUUCUUCUCACAAUAAGAGGACUUUUAGGAUUAAUUGUGUAAUUUGUCCACGUCUAAAGUUAGUACUUUCGUAAGUUCGUGUUAAAAUUUGACGCGGAGCAACUAUCACCAGAGCAUGUCAGUGUUUUAAUAUUUUUUGUUUAAAGGUAAGAACUUCUAAGAUUGGUCCAAAAUCAGUAAGAAAAAGUAAGCUUCGUCUAAUCAUUUUGUGACAGUUCGCCUCACGCCCUAUGCACUAUAUUUUACACUUAUUUAAUAUAUAACAUGAAAUGUAAAAUUAAACCUAGCAUUAGGAGCAUUGCUAUUAGGAGCAUUCAAAUAAUAAGUGAUGAAGAACAAUAGUAACCCAAAAAAUUAAAAUAUAAAAACUAUGAUUUUACAUCUAGAAGUAAACCAGCGUUCAUUGUACAUGUAUAUACAUUUCAAAGAAAGAAGAACCUUUUAGCGUCGGAAGAAAAAAACAAAUAUGGUAAAUAAGAGCAUUUUCUUAUUUUCCCAUACACUUUGACAUUGAUGUUUGGCAACAAAGAUGAAUCACUGUACAGUUCUUUAGGAUAUCGAAACCUAAUGAAUGAAUAAAAUUCGUUUAUUUUUUAACAUUA
Messenger RNA from Strongylocentrotus purpuratus (purple sea urchin), 3994 nucleotides. Its product is annotated as serine protease inhibitor dipetalogastin. The transcript is spliced from 9 exons. Gene Ontology annotation, molecular function: extracellular matrix binding; collagen binding; calcium ion binding. Lineage: Eukaryota; Metazoa; Echinodermata; Echinoidea; Camarodonta; Strongylocentrotidae. The coding region runs from base 991 to 2472 and encodes 493 amino acids. Gene Ontology annotation, biological process: anatomical structure development. The record is from RefSeq and is a predicted model, not a curated record.